UGACCUCGGUGCUGAACACGACGUCAGAUGAACCUGCUCUCAUCACAGGAGACACCAUCCAGCCUCCCUCCCUCUUUGAUUUAAUGCUUCUGUUCCAACGCCCCAUUUUUUUCUUAUUUGGCUUUUUAUAUUUAGCACUUUUCUCCUGCGGUACAUGAUUGCUUUGUUUAGUUCUGUUGUUGUUGUUGUUGUUGAACUCACUCUGCUCUCUCGCACGCUGCCGGCUCUCACUUUCACUCGCCUUUGGUUCGUGAUGGCACUUUGUGCGGCUACUGUGCUCCAGGCGGGAGGAGAGCUGCUGGCGGAUGAAGGCGCGCACCUCGUUUGAAUUCCUCUCUUUGUCAAAAGGUGUUUUCGUCACGAGGUUUUGUCACAAUUGCGCUGAAAAUUAAACUCGCCUGCUGGAUCGUCGCCUCCCUGGGCUCAGACUCCCUCCACCUCCGUUUUGUCGCUUUCCUGCCGCUAGCUGCGGCAGUCGGCCAUCCUGCGCUGUAACAUGAUGCCGAGGCAGUAAAAUUAUUAGUAUUAUUAUUACUUUUAUUUUUAAAAGAACAGUCAACACACAAAGGCUGGACAUGGAGUCCGUGAAGACAGGGGUCAAGGAAUUUGCGGGGAAGACCCUGGGUCAGAUGUACAGGGUGAUAGAAAGGAGGCAGAAAACCGGGGAGGUGAUCGAGCUGACGGAGGAUGGGCGGCCUCGGGAGGCCGCGGAGAAAAAGCCCCCGCUGUGUGACUGCACGUGUUUCGGUUUGCCGCGCCGCUACAUCAUCGCCAUCAUGAGCGGCUUAGGCUUCUGCAUCUCCUUCGGCAUCCGAUGCAACCUGGGCGUGGCUAUCGUGAGCAUGGUCAAUAACAGCACCAUCCACCAGAACGGCAAGAUCAUCAUCAAGGAGAAAGCUAAGUUCAAUUGGGACCCGGAGACAGUGGGAAUGAUCCAUGGAUCCUUUUUCUGGGGCUACAUUGUGACGCAAAUCCCGGGAGGAUACAUUUCCUCGAGGCUGGCAGCAAAUAGGGUGUUUGGUGCAGCUAUUGUCCUCACCUCCACUCUCAACAUGUUCAUCCCCUCUGCUGCUCGAGUCCACUAUGGGUGUGUUAUUUUUGUCAGAAUAUUACAAGGACUCGUGGAGGGAGUGACUUACCCAGCCUGUCACGGCAUCUGGAGCAAGUGGGCUCCACCACUAGAAAGGAGCCGCCUGGCUACCCUCUCAUUCUGUGGCUCUUAUGCUGGUGCUGUGGUAGCGAUGCCUCUGGCUGGGAUCCUGGUCCAGUACACAGGAUGGUCCUCAGUGUUUUAUGUAUACGGCUGCUUCGGUAUUUUCUGGUACAUGUUCUGGAUCCUUGUGUCUUACGAGAGCCCUGCUGAUCACCCUUCCAUCACUGAUGAAGAGCGCGUCUACAUAGAGGAGAGCAUUGGAGAGAGUGCCAAGCUGAUGGGUCCGUCAGAGAAAUUCAAGACCCCUUGGAGGAAGUUCUUCACCUCUAUGCCUGUCUAUGCAAUCAUUGUGGCAAACUUCUGCAGGAGCUGGACCUUCUACCUGCUGCUCAUCAGUCAGCCUGCAUACUUUGAGGAAGUGUUCGGCUUUGAGAUAAGCAAGGUGGGCAUACUCUCUGCCCUCCCUCACUUGGUGAUGACCAUCAUCGUGCCCAUUGGGGGUCAGCUGGCCGACUACCUGCGCAGCAGGAACAUCUUGACAACAACCACUGUCAGGAAAAUAAUGAACUGUGGAGGAUUUGGCAUGGAGGCCACAUUGCUGCUGGUGGUGGGGUAUUCCCAUAGCAAAGGGGUGGCAAUUUCCUUCCUUGUGCUGGCAGUGGGCUUCAGUGGAUUUGCCAUAUCAGGCUUUAAUGUGAACCAUCUGGACAUCGCUCCUCGUUAUGCCAGUAUCCUAAUGGGCAUCUCUAAUGGUGUUGGUACCUUGUCUGGGAUGGUGUGCCCUCUAAUUGUUGGUGCUAUGACAAAGAACAAGACUCGAGAAGAGUGGCAGUACGUAUUCCUGAUAGCCUCCCUGGUGCACUACGGAGGAGUGGUCUUCUAUGGGAUCUUUGCCUCUGGAGAGAAACAGCCGUGGGCCGACCCGGAACUCACAAGUGAGGAAAAAUGUGGCUUCAUCGAUGAGGAUGAGUUGGCGGAGGAGACUGGUGACAUCACCCAGAGUUACGGAGCUUUUGGGGGUGCAGCCAAAACUUACGGUGCGACCACACAGGUGAAUGGAGGCUGGGCAACCGGCUGGGAGAAGACGGAGGAGUACGUUCAAGAGGAAGCACAGGAAGGAGGCUACGGAUACAGGAAGGAAGAAGGGUAUUCUUAGGCCAAACACGAAGUUUGCGACACAUGAGUUGACUUUGUUUCCCGGAGUUUCCAGAGUGUACGUCUGUUUUAGUCCUAAGAAUAUCAACAAAUGAGAAACAAGAAAAGCUACAAUCUAUUGUCUUAUUGUUUGCACAGAAAAACCCUAAAAAAUUAUCAAUUCAGUGUAAAAAUUACUAAUAUAUAUAAAUAUAUAUAAGAAGAAUAAUACAACAUUUGAUGACUAGAGGUGUAGCACAUAUCAAUUUGGCAGUAUGUAAAUGUACUAUUAUGCAUAUUAAUAAUAGAUAUUUAUUUGGAGUGCAAUUGUGUGUAAACUUGUCCAUGUUCAUCCCAUCAGCUGAGGCUUUCUGACCACACCGAAGCCUGUAGGAUUACAUGAAAAGCACACUGGUCAGCUAAACAUGUAGUGAACAGCAUCCAAGAAGCCAGCCACCUCAGUGUAGAAAUAUGUUAAUACAUAGCACUGUAAACAGAAACUAAAUUCUCUGUUGUUAUAGAUUGUAUUGUAUCUCUUCUGAAAAGCGUGUCCUUGCAGUGCACCAAUAUGAUUUAUUUUCCUGUCACUGGCUUUUGGAUGCGAAUGACCUGUAGAUUAGAGAUUCAGCAAGUAACAAAUUGAUGUUGAUGAACGUUUCGGUUAAACAUGAGGUUACUGAAAUGUUUUUACUUGUUGUCAGUUUGAUAACUGAGCACAUCUGCAGUUUACGGUUUGAUUUCUGCAAACCAUUACGUCAUAAUGUGCUUUAUUCCAGUAAUUAUUCUGCCAAACCACAUCGAGAUGAACUAAUGCAUUCUUAAAAGAGUUAUUUCAAGUCAAACCUAUUAGAUAGAAAUAUUAAAGAGUAAAUAUAUAUGAGUUUGAGGAUUAAAUAUGCACCACGUGGGACCAAGAUGUCAAUGGUCAAACUCGGCCUUAAAAUGGGUUCGUGCAAUGAAAAAGUAAAAGAAAUGACCAAACUCAGUAUGGAAAUAGUGAUAUUACAGGGCCAAAAACCUCAAAAUGUUUAUUGAAAAUAAAAAAUAAUCUUCCCAACAGAGCAAAAUAAAUAUGCAUACAGAUGCUGAGGAGGUAGGUAACUUUGAAUGCAUAUUGUUAGGGUGCCUACUGAAAUACAGGAGGACACUGGAGAUUAAAACUGAAUAGAACCAUAAUAUUAAACAUUCAUGACAUUCAGGGUAAUUUCUUGUGUUUUGUUUUAUACAGUUUUUAUAUUUCAGUUAAUUAAGGUAAAUUGUUUCUUUAAGCUAUUGGCAGAGCAUCCUUUCUUUACAAUAUAUGUAUUUAAAUAAGAGUAAAAAACAGUUUAAAUGUCAUGCAAUGUAAUUUUGCAUGUUAUUCAUCAUACAGUUUGAGACCAGUUGGCACAAAUCUAAAUAUUAAUAUUUUUUCCCAUCAUUUUUCCUCUUUUUUUUACAUCUUGUUGAAGGUAAACAAAAGUUGGAUGAGUUAAUAUGUUAAGAUUAAUACAGAAGUUAUGAACAUUCCUACACAAGUAUUUGGUAUUUGUUUACAUAUACGCUGACGACAUUUUACCAGAAUAAAAUAUUUUUAUUUAUAGAAUGAAUAUACAGUUAAAGUGGCAAUCACUGCUAUGUAAAAUUUUAUUCUUUUUUAAACUUCUGAUUGUUUUUUUGUUUUUUUCCCCACUAUUGAAUGGAAGUAAGAAUGGACAUGUUAUGCUUCACUGACAGUUGUAAAACUAUUGCCUUUAUGUUUGGAAACCUGGGGAGAAGUUUUCUAUGGAGCCCUGCAGGUGGCAGGAGUCGGUAUGAAAACAUCCACCUGUGUCCUAAGAUGUGGAAAAUAUUUUUCUGUAGGUUAGGAAGUUAUGGCUAAGUUGUUUCUUCCAAGCUCAAAAACUUCUUAAGUUGUCAAACCAAACACAAAGGUGGAGAAGUCAUAUUAUGACAUUACAAAGAAUAAAGUGAACUCAAACUAGAAAUUAUACAUCA
Molecule: messenger RNA, 4264 nt
Organism: Poecilia latipinna (sailfin molly)
Lineage: Eukaryota; Metazoa; Chordata; Actinopteri; Cyprinodontiformes; Poeciliidae
Gene: slc17a6b
Product: solute carrier family 17 member 6b
Exons: 12
Coding region: 576-2309 (577 amino acids)
Biological process (GO): synaptic transmission, glutamatergic; regulation of synapse structure or activity; neurotransmitter loading into synaptic vesicle
Cellular component (GO): excitatory synapse; synaptic vesicle membrane
Molecular function (GO): L-glutamate transmembrane transporter activity; neurotransmitter transmembrane transporter activity
Source: RefSeq, a predicted model, not a curated record